CCACAAUCUCUUGGCUUAUAAAAACAUCUUUCCCCAUAUAUUUCUCCCACUCACUUCACAGCAAAUUAGAGUGCUCCAUUGCUAACUGAAAGAAAUAAAGCUAUGGACGAGCUUGAAGCACUGAGAUCUUAUCAAAAGCAACCAACAAUGGCAGAGGUGACUGAGGAGCUAAAGAGAAUAAUUGAUAUAGGGUUCCCUAUAGCAGCUAUGAGCUUGGUGAGUUAUGCAAGGAACAUGGUUUUAGUUGUUUGCAUGGGAAGAUUAGGCAGCCUUGAGCUUGCUGGUGGAGCGUUAGCUGUUGGUUUUACAAACAUCAGUGGCUACUCAGUCUUGUCAGGGCUUGCUACGGGCAUGGAAUCGCUUUGCAGUCAAGCUUUUGGCUCAAGGAACUUAUCAAUGGCAGCUCUCACUUUGCAAAGAACGAUUGUAAUGUUACUGCUGGCUUCGGUACCCAUCGGCUUGAUAUGGUUUAACCUUGAACCUCUCAUGCUUAGCAUCAAUCAAGACCCUGAUAUAUCCAAAGUUGCCAGCCUUUACUGCCGGUUUGCGAUCCCGGAUCUUAUAGCAAAUAGCCUUCUUCAUCCUCUACGUAUUUACUUGCGUAGCAAAGGAACAACUUGGCCUUUAAUGUGGUCAGCUUUAGUUUCGACCCUUUUUCAUCUUCCAAUCACAGUCCUUUUAUCCUUUACUUUAGGUUUAGGAGUCCCUGGGAUAGCAAUCUCCACCUUCAUCACCAACUUCAACACCCUUUUCUUCCUUCUUUGUUACAUGUUCUACACUCGAACUAGUCAUCUUGUUCCACAGGAGUCGAUGCGGACGCCUUUGUUACCAUCGCCAACUCUGACACACCCACCUUCGUCAACAGCUCUAAUAGGGAAGGAAUGGGGAGAUCUUCUUCGACUGGCAAUACCAAGCUGCAUUGCUGUUUGCUUAGAGUGGUGGUGGUACGAGUUUAUGACAAUUCUAGCCGGUUAUUUAUCCGAACCUCGAGUUGCUUUGGCAACGUCAGCAAUAGUGAUACAAACGACGUCUCUCAUGUACACGUUGCCAACAGCACUCAGUGCAUCGGCCUCAACCCGAGUCGGGAAUGAGCUCGGAGCGGGGAGGCCGAGCAGGGCACGGUUGGCAGCAGUGGUAGCCAUAGGGCUAGCCUUGUUGACCUCAUUUUUGGGAUUAAUAGGGACGGUAUUCGGGAGAGAAGCUUGGGGAAGAGUUUUCACAAAGGAUUAUGAGGUUCUAGAGCUAACCAUGAUUGUACUACCCAUACUUGGACUGUGUGAGCUAGCAAAUUGUCCACAAACCACAAGUUGUGGGAUCCUAAGAGGGAGUGCUAGGCCCGGGACUGGGGCAACCAUAAACUUUUACUCGUUUUACUUGGUGGGUGCGCCUUUGGCAAUAGUCCUAGGCUUUGUUUGCGGACUAGGGUUCGUGGGGAUGUGUUAUGGGCUGCUAGGUGCUCAGAUUGCAUGUGUUAUCUCCAUCUUAACAGUGGUAUUCAGGACGGAUUGGGAACGAGAGUCGUUGAAGGCCAAAGAGUUGGUGGGCAAAACUGAACAUUUUGCACAUGCAGACCAAGUCAUUAAAUGUGAAGAGGGAGUUGGAUUUCUCACAGAAUUGGGUUCUGGAAAGUGAGGAAAACACGGUGGUCUUCAAGGAACCAGAAUACUCCCAUCUAACAGAACAAAUUGAAACUACACUUUUUCAUCUCCAUUAUUAUUAUUUUCCGACUCAUGUUAUAUAUAUACACCUGUUUGUUUUGUCUUUCCCUUUUUCUUUCUUUUAUUUCUCUUAAAAGUUAGCUAGUUCCCCACUAAUCUUUGGCCAUGCACUAGACCAUGCAGGCAUGCACCUUUGUAUAUCAAUCAAUUAAUGCUAAUCAUAAAAAUAGAAUUAUCUGUAUGCUUAUGAGAUAAA
Molecule: messenger RNA, 1914 nt
Organism: Gossypium raimondii (Peruvian cotton)
Lineage: Eukaryota; Viridiplantae; Streptophyta; Magnoliopsida; Malvales; Malvaceae
Product: protein DETOXIFICATION 55
Exons: 2
Coding region: 103-1632 (509 amino acids)
Biological process (GO): xenobiotic detoxification by transmembrane export across the plasma membrane
Cellular component (GO): membrane
Molecular function (GO): antiporter activity; xenobiotic transmembrane transporter activity
Source: RefSeq, a predicted model, not a curated record